CUCACUGCCAUUUUGUGGCAUUAUAAAUUAACCUUGAGAGCCGAUGCCCUUGCUAUUUGGUCAUCACUACUGAACCUUUUCUUCCUCUCUCUCUCUCUCUAUUGCCUCUUUUAUGCUCUCUAAGCACAACAUCCCUAUAGAAAUCAUGAGGCACUUAUGACCUAAUCACUAACGCUUCUAUUUCCCCAACCCCUCCACACCCUUUCCUUUUCAUGAGCUCUUUUCCUUCGCACCACCUUUCUCUUUCUUUCACUGUUUCACUCCACUAUUUCCUUUUCUUUUCCCUGCUCUCCCAGCCCUUCUUAUUUGCCAUACCCCCUUCACCAAACCUCCGUUCUCUUGGAUACCUUCUUGCACUGACUUUACCUUGGCCUCCCCCAUUUGUUUGCUGUUACCCUGAGCUCAAAUCAAUGAUAACAGGAACCACAUCACCGGCCUCCGCCUUCAUGGCCUUUCCCGAUCUUUCCCUCCAGAUAAGCCCCCCGGCGUUAUCCAUUAAAGGAUCCAUGAGGAGGGCUUUCUUCGGGAACCAUAAUUCGAUGUCGGAUUCCGGGAGCAGCGGGAGCGAUAUGAGUCUUGACCGAGGCCUUUUGCACCCAGAGGGGUUCCAGGAUCCUGACCAUGGCGAGCCAACGCUGAGCCUUGGGUUCAAGACAUCUGCGUCGGAUCUGCUGCACCACCAACUCUACCACAACCUUCACCACCACCACCACCACCACCACCACCCUCAGAUCUAUGGAUUCAAGCGGAAUUCUAGAUCGGUUCAUGGAGGAAAGAGGAGCAUUAGGGCUCCAAGGAUGAGGUGGACCACCACCCUCCAUGCCCAUUUUGUGCACGCCGUCGAGCUCCUUGGUGGUCACGAGAGGGCCACGCCAAAGUCGGUUUUGGAGCUGAUGAAUGUGAAGGAUUUAACACUGGCUCAUGUGAAAAGCCACCUUCAGAUGUAUAGAACAGUGAAGAGCACUGACAGAGGGGCAGGCCAAGGCCAGACAGACAUGGGCAUGAACCAGAGGACAGGAGGAACGGGGGAAGUGGAGGGAGGACUAUCAUGUGACAGAGCUGGGAUCAGCCCUUCUUAUUCCCUCAGUGCACCAACCCCACCAACACCACUACCCAAGUCCCCUAUAAGAGGACCAUAUCCAUCCGCGAAGGAGGACACCGGGAAUGCAGAGACGCACCAAAAUGAGUUGUCACACUGCUACCUCAAAUGUGAUAAUUUUUUAAACAGAGAAAAUCAGGCAGUGGUGGCGGUAGGAGAAGCCCUCCAUCUGUCACCAAAGGAAGGCCAAGAGGGAACAAACACGAGGAUAAGUCUUUUGCCAUCUCUGCAGACUGAUGCCGACAUGCUCCAAAAGCUACCGAACCUAGAAAUCACCUUAGGAAGACAGAGUUGGCAAAUUGAAUGCGUUGAAUCAUCGAAUGAACUGACCCUUCUUAAGUGUUUGUGAAGUUUGGGAAAAAAAAAAAAAAAUCAAAUCCUUCUGAACUUGAGGGAGAAGUGUGGUUUGGUGUAAGUAUUGCUUUGGAACGAGAAAAUCAUGCCAUCAACUCUCAAUUAACCUGCA
Messenger RNA from Elaeis guineensis (African oil palm), 1565 nucleotides. RefSeq names its product probable transcription factor KAN4. Gene Ontology annotation, biological process: abaxial cell fate specification; regulation of DNA-templated transcription. The record is from RefSeq and is a predicted model, not a curated record. NCBI's taxonomy places the organism in Eukaryota, Viridiplantae, Streptophyta, Magnoliopsida, Arecales, Arecaceae. Gene Ontology annotation, molecular function: transcription cis-regulatory region binding. Gene Ontology annotation, cellular component: nucleus.